Cydia splendana is the source of this 1517-nucleotide messenger RNA. It is a transcript of the gene AP-1mu, whose product is annotated as AP-1 complex subunit mu-1. Gene Ontology annotation, molecular function: clathrin-cargo adaptor activity. The transcript has 2 exons. The record is from RefSeq and is a predicted model, not a curated record. Lineage: Eukaryota; Metazoa; Arthropoda; Insecta; Lepidoptera; Tortricidae. Bases 89 to 1357 code for a protein of 422 amino acids. Gene Ontology annotation, cellular component: clathrin-coated vesicle; clathrin adaptor complex. Gene Ontology annotation, biological process: vesicle-mediated transport; intracellular protein transport.
UUGUGUCGUCCCAACUUGCGUCAUCCCACGUACUUAUUUCGGAAAUAAUGAGAUUUAUUUAAGAAAAUAGUGUAUAUUUCCCCCCAAGAUGUCUUCGUCUGCGAUAUACAUUUUGGACGUCAAAGGUAAAGUCCUCAUAUCGAGGAACUACCGCGGCGAUGUGGACAUGGGCGUCAUCGACAAGUUCAUGCCUUUGCUGAUGGAUAAGGAAGAGGAAGGGAUGUUGACACCUUUGCUGCAGACUAGCGAAUGUACGUUCUCCUACAUCAAGACCAACAACCUCUAUAUCGUGUCAACUACGAAGAAAAACGCUAACAUAGCGCUAGUUUUCGUAUUUCUCUACAAGAUCGUUGAAGUCAUGACUGAGUAUUUCAAGGAGCUUGAAGAGGAGAGUAUUCGCGACAAUUUUGUGGUUAUCUACGAGCUGCUAGACGAACUUAUCGACUUUGGGUAUCCUCAGACGACGGACAGUAAGAUCCUGCAGGAGUACAUCACUCAAGAAGGACAUAAACUGGAGAUGCAGCCGAGAAUACCAAUGGCGGUCACAAAUGCAGUAUCAUGGAGGUCAGAAGGCAUAAAGUACAGAAAGAAUGAAGUGUUCCUAGAUGUGAUUGAAUCAGUCAAUUUGCUUGCCAAUGCUAACGGCAAUGUGUUACGGAGUGAGAUUGUUGGUGCCAUAAAAAUGAGAGUUUAUCUGUCGGGCAUGCCGGAGCUACGGUUGGGUUUGAAUGAUAAAGUGCUUUUUGAGAGCACAGGCCGAGGCAAGUCCAAGUCUGUUGAGCUUGAAGAUGUUAAAUUCCAUCAAUGUGUCAGGUUAUCCCGAUUUGAGAAUGACAGAACCAUCUCCUUCAUUCCUCCCGAUGGUGAAUUUGAGCUCAUGUCCUACAGGUUAAACACUCAUGUGAAGCCAUUGAUUUGGAUUGAGUCAGUUAUUGAGCGCCAUGCUCACUCCAGGGUUGAAUACAUGAUCAAAGCCAAAUCGCAGUUUAAAAGACGUUCCACAGCCAACAACGUGGAGAUUAUCAUUCCUGUGCCUGCAGAUGCUGAUUCCCCUAAAUUCAAAACGACCAUUGGCAGCGUGAAAUACACACCGGAACAGAGUGCUAUAACCUGGUCUAUUAAAUCCUUCCCAGGAGGCAAAGAGUACCUAAUGAGAGCUCAUUUCGGUUUACCAUCCGUAGAAUGUGAGGAGGUUGACGGCAAGCCACCAAUUCAGGUCAAAUUCGAGAUACCCUACUUCACUACAUCGGGCAUUCAAGUCAGAUACCUGAAGAUCAUUGAGAAGAGUGGCUACCAAGCUCUGCCAUGGGUGCGGUAUAUUACCCAGAACGGAGACUAUCAACUUAGAACCAACUGAGCAAUAUAAGUUGUUAUUAUUACAUUCCUUUUAUUAUAAGUUGCACUUAUCAUGUUAUUAAUAUUGUUUGCUGAGUUAACACUGUCAUUAUAGGUAUGAAAUAAUGGAAAUAGUAUUAUGUAUUGACACGGUAAUAAAAUAAAAUAUUCUUACAAGAUAA